CUGUACAGGGUAUCAUGAUGUAACGGUAAAUGUAACGGUACCUAUAGAUUAUUCUAUUGUACAUUUAAACUGUGUAGAUCCUGAUCCAGAUGAUAUUCUCAACUUUAUAUUUACACACGGUAACGAUAACAACCAGUUUAAGAUACAAGAUGGCGUUCUUAAACUCGCCAAGAAAUUUACACCCGAGAUAGCUUAUCAAUUUCAACUGGAAAUUCAUGUAGCAGAUAAAUCAGGUAGUCAGGCUGCAAUAGCUGUUAUAGUGGAAGUUAAAAACGAUAAUAACUACACACCUGUAGUUACCUGGCCAUCCUCAUCUGUAACUAUCAGUGAAUCAACACCUAUAGGUACACGUAUAGCUACCUGUACAGUAACCGAUGGCGAUUUAUCUACCAAUACUCUAGCAGGACAAACCAGGGUAGACUUCAAUAAACCAGAUUCCCUGGCAGCCAAUAAAUGGGUUUUAGAUUCACAUUCCUGUGAGUUAUAUACCAACCAAGUGUUGAAUUAUACAUUUAAAAGAUCCUACUCUCUCACCAUGGUGGCGUAUGACUUGGAUCCUCAUAAUCCUCGGAGUGUAUUAACCACCCUGGUUGUCCAGAUACAGGAUGUUCAAGACAAUCAACCGAGGUGUCCUGGGAAUCUGAAGAUAGCCACAACAACUACAAGUGUGGCUGUAGGAACACCACUAACACAGCUAACAUGUAAUGAUGAUGAUACAGGCCCUGCUGGACAGAUAACAUAUACAUUAGAUGAAACCAACGCAGCUAGUACAUUCAGUAUGUUUCAAAUUGAUUCUGUAACUGGGUCGUUGGUGCUGAAGUCCGGAAUAACCGAUCACACUGUUCCUUACUACGAAAUAUUGAUAAAAGUCCAAGAUGGCGGUACACCAGCUUUAUUUACCAACGUUCUUGUCCGUCUUGUGGUUUCGGACGUACCUCAAGAUAUACCGCAACCUCCCAGUAGAUUCAAUAUGGAUUUAGCCCAUAUUUCUGGGUCCAUGUCACACCCAUUAGAUACUAGAAAUAGUACCCCACUACCACCACCAGCUGCCUUGGGGAUGCCAUAUUGUUCACGUUAUGCAGUGACAGCUAUACUUCCCGAGUCCAUCCCAGAAGAUACGAUGGUUUAUGAUUUGGGAUGUGAAGACCCAGAUGGUGAUCACCUGACCUAUGCCAUCUUACGAGGAAACGUCUAUGAUAAGUUUAAAAUAGAGAACAACGGACAACUGGUUCUAAAUAAAGAAUUAAAUGCCGAUGGAAGAGAUAGAUAUUACUUGCGAAUCACUGCAAGGGAUAACAGUUACAGUGCGUUUAUCUCCACAGUAACCGUCGCCGUUACUGUAACAAACGUUAACGACAACCAUCCAGUGAUUAACGAUCUACCAUCAACUAUUAAAGUGGGUGAACGUCAACCAAUAGGCGCCCUAGCUCAUAAAUGUACGAUAACCGACAAGGAUUCACCAGAAGUACUUGGUGGACAAACAAGAGUGGGGUGGCCAAAUUCAGAUGGUGUUUAUAAGAAUUGGUUAGUGGACAGUACAACGUGUAAUUUAUAUGUAAAUACGCAGCUUGAUUUUGAGACGACAUCGAUGUAUGUUUUAACUCUACUGGCUUGGGACUUGGAUCCUAUUCAACCCCUCACUACCACUGCUACCUUUACCAUCUUAAUCGACGAUGAAAAUGAUGCACCGGUCUGUGAUGUUAGUAAACGAGUGAGUGUAUCUGAAGGUGCAUCUAUUAGUAGUGAAAUCACCACAGUACACUGUUCAGAUGUGGAUACUGGUCUCAAUGGACAACUGACAUAUAGCUUAGAUGGAGAUACAGCUGCCCUAUCCAAGUUUGAAGUUCGUCCUGAAAGUGGAGAAAUUAAUUUAAUUGGUGGAUUGGAUUAUAGCCAACAGACCUCGUAUCAAGUUAAACUAAUAGCCUCGGAUGGCGGUGUUCCAAGUCGUACUUCAUCAACUAAUGUACAAAUUGACGUCAUAUCACAAACAGUCAUAAACACAAGUCCUAUAUGUCCUGCAAUCGGAGUGGUUACUGUACCUGAAGAUUCACCAAUAGGAUCGACCGUUACAUCUAUAACAUGUACAGACAGUGAUCCGGGUGUUAGCGGGCAAGUGUUUUAUAGAAUGGCCGGAUCAAAUGUCCCGAUAACCUGGAACAGUUUUCAAGUGGUGGAAUCGACCGGUGAAUUAAAGAUAAAAACAACACUAGAUUACCAACAAUCGUCACAUAAUGUUAGAAUAUUAGUUUUUGAUGGCGGAGCUCCUACUCUCAGUGUAACAGCAACAGUUACAGUUAAUGUUUUAGAAGUGUAUGAAGCACCGGUUUGUAAUGAAAGUAUUUCUAUACGCAUCCCAGAAACAACUGCCCUGAAUUCGCCAUUUUACACCAUGUCUUGUACGGAUAGUGAUUCGGGUCUAAACGGAGUGGUGCAUUAUCAGAUCCAUGGAGCAAACACAGACGUGGUGUUAUCAAAGUUUGAAGUGGACAUAUCAACAGGAGAAGUAUCUCUGAAAGCCCAGUUGGAUUUUGAACAAAGGAUAUCAUACGAGGUUAUAAUCAUAGCUUAUGAUGGUGGAAGUCCAAGUCUAAGUUCUACAGCAACUCUAACGGUAAAUGUGGGACCGGUUAAUGAAGUACCAGUAUGUCAAGCUAGUGAGAGUGUAUCGUUACCAGAAGCGUCACCAGUAGGUACACCAGUUUGGACUCUAACCUGUACUGAUUCAGAUACAGGUGCUAAUGGACAGAUUAGCUAUAGAUUAGAUAACAAUAAUACGGCGGAUGUUGCAGCGACGUUUGAAGUUGGUGCGAGUUCGGGACGUGUGAAACUUCGAGAUGUAUUAGAUUACAGCCAACACCAAUCGUACGAUGUUCAAGUGGUAGCUUAUGAUGGGGGUAGUCCAAGUCAGAGUUUUACAUCAACUAUUAUAGUUAGUGUACUAAAGACCAACGAGGCACCGGUAUGUACAGGGAAUCCGGUCGUAUCAUUGCCAGAAAGUUCGACAACAGGAUCAUCAGUUAGAAAUCUUAUGUGUACAGAUGCCGACUCCGGCACAAAUGGAUUGGUAUAUUAUAAGUUAGACGAAAGUAACACCGCCACCGUGAUCGCAACAUUUCAAAUCGGCAUGACAACUGGGCAAGUUACACUAAAGACUGGUUUGGAUUACGAGCAGCACGCGUCUCAUCAAGUUAAAAUUAUAGCUUACGACGGAGCUAGUCCAAGUCUUAGUUUUACAUCAACCGUCACAGUAAUUGUAAUAGACAACAAUGAACCACCGGCGUGUCCAGGUAGUCCGAGUGCUAACGUACUAGAGAAUUCAGCCACUGGAACAAAUGUUGCUAGUAUUACGUGUAACGAUUUAGAUGCUGGAACCAAUGGACAAAUUGAUUUCAAGAUGGAUGAAUCUAACAGUGUCACUACCAAGAAUUUAUUUCAAGUUAAUUCAACUGGACAAGUUAGUCUGAAGGCUGGGUUAAACUUUGAACAACAGAUAUCACACGUGGUUAAAGUUGUAGCUUAUGAUGGUGGUAGUCCCAGUCUCAGUGCUACAGCAACUCUUUCUGUUAAUGUGUUGGACAAUAACGAAUCACCGGUAUGUCCAGCAAGUGAGAGUGUAUCCCUACCAGAAGAUUCACCAACAGGUACACCAGUUGGUACUAUAACCUGUACUGAUCCAGAUGCUGGUGUUAAUGGACAGAUUACUUAUACCUUAGAUGGAUCUACUAGUGACCUGUCUAAAUUUCAAAUUGGAUCCAACACGGUUACACUAGCAGCUGGAUUAAAUUAUGAUCAACAAUCAUCCCACCAGCUUACAGUCAUAGCUUCUGAUGGUGGUAACCCUAGUCUUAGUUCUACAACAACUUUAACUAUUACUGUUUUAAACGUUAAUAGACCACCAGUAUGUCCUAGUAGUAGUCUAACUGCUAACAUGGGUGAAACUUCACCAAUAGGAUCAGGUGUUAAAACUCUGUCUUGUACAGAUAUUGAUACAGGUACUGAUGGUCAGCUAUCUUAUAAACUAGAUGAUACAAACAGUGCCGCUACCAAAUCUAUUUUUGAAGUUAAUCCGACGUCCGGACAAGUUAGUCUAACAUCUGGAUUAGACUUUGACCAACAAUCAUCACACCAAGUUAAAGUUAUAGCCUAUGAUGGUGGUAGUCCAAGUCUGAGUUUUACCUCAACUAUAAUGGUUAAUGUUGCUGAUGAUAACGAACAUCCGGUUUGUGACGUGAGUCAGAGUAUAAGUUUAUCUGAAAACCGCGGAGUGGGAACCGGCGUAACCACGGUUACAUGCACUGAUGCAGAUACUGGUGUCAAAGGUCAAGUGUUUUUUAAGAUUGGUGAAUCUAACAGUGAUGUAGUGAAAACAAUAUUUGAAGUAAACCCAACAACUGGCCAAGUUAGUUUAAAAUCUGGGUUAAACUACGAACAACAGACAUCGUAUCAAGUUCAAGUGGUAGCUUAUGAUGGUGGUAGUCCAAGUCUUAGUUUUACAUCAACUAUACAGGUUACUGUAACGGAUAUAAAUGAAGCCCCGAGUUGUCCAGUAAAUCCGGCUGUGUCUGUACGAGACGACACACCAGUAGGAAGAACUAUAGAAACACUCUCGUGUUCAGAUGAUGACGCUGGAGUAAAUGGCGUUGUUUCUUAUAAGAUGGAAGGAUCUAACAUAGUUGCAACACUGUCAACAUUUGAAGUUGGUUUAACAACUGGACAACUACGUCUGAAGUCUGGAUUAAACUAUGAUCAACACUCAUCAUAUGAAGUGAGAAUUAUAGCUUAUGAUGGUGGUAGUCCAAGUCUCAGUUUUACAACAACUAUAUCAGUUACGGUGUCGAGAAUCCAGAACAGCGCACCGGUAUGUCCGGCCAGUCAGACUGUAAACAUCGGAGAAAAUUCCUCUCCAGGAAUUGAAGUUGCUACCAUUACCUGUACCGAUACUGAUGUGGGCACUGCAGGACAAGUAUAUUUUAGAAUUGACGACACAAACACUCCGGUAGUUAAGACUAGUUUUCGGGUGGAUUAUACAAAUGGAUUAGUAACUCUUCUAUCCCCAUUAGACUACGAACAAUACCAAUCACAUGAAGUGAAGGUUAUAGCUACCGAUGGUGGCAGUCCAAGUUUAAGUUCUACAGCAACUAUUGUCGUAAAUGUCAUGAAUGAUAAUGACGCACCGGUAUGUCCAGCAAGUGAGAGUGUAUCGCUACCAGAAGAUUCACCAGCAGGUACACUAGUUGGUACCAUUACCUGUACUGAUACAGAUACAGGUGUUGAUGGACAGAUUACUUUUAAAAUCGAUGGAUCUAAUACAGCUACAGUUCUAUCGAUUUAUAAAGUUGCUUCAACAACGGGACAAGUUAGUCUGAAGGCUGUAUUAGACUAUGAUCCACAAACUGUCCAUCAAGUUCUAGUUAUAGCUACAGAUGGUGGUAGUCCAAAUCUCAGUUCUACGGCAACUCUAACAGUUACUGUUCUAGAGGUUAAUGAAUCACCGGUGUGUCCAUUAAGUCAGAGUGUUUCAGUACAAGAAGAUUCUCAGACAGGUAUACCAGUUGGUACUAUAACCUGUACCGAUACAGAUACAGGUGUUAAUGGACAGAUUAGUUAUAAAAUCGACGGAUCUAAUACAGCUACAGUUCUAUCGAUAUAUGAAGUUGCUUCAACAACGGGACAAGUUAGUCUGAAGGCUGUAUUAGACUAUGAUCCACAAACUGUCCAUCAAGUUCUAGUUAUAGCUACAGAUGGUGGUAGUCCAAAUCUCAGUUCUACGGCUACUCUAACAGUUACAGUUGUUGAUGUUAAUGAAUCACCGGUGUGUCCUUCUAGUCGGAGUAUAACGCUAGGUGAGUCAACACCAACAUCAAAUACUGUUACUACUAUUGACUGUACAGAUCCUGAUAUUGGUGUUAAUGCUGAUAUAUACUUCAAGAUAGACGAAUCUAAUCUCGUGACUACCAAGAACAUAUUUCAAGUCGAUUCUACAACCGGACAAGUUAGUCUAAAGACUGGAUUAGAUUAUGAACAGCAACCAUCACACGUAGUUAAAGUUAUAGCUUAUGAUGGUGGUAGUCCAAGUCUUAGUUUUACAACAACCAUCAUGGUAACUGUUGUCACGGAUAACAAAUUUCCGGUAUGUCCAGCAAGUGAGAGUGUAUCCCUACCAGAAGAUUCACCAACAGGUACACCAGUUGGUACUAUAACCUGUACUGAUUCAGAUGCUGGUGUUAAUGGACAGAUUAGUUAUACAUUAGAUGAAUCUAACAGCGUUACUACCAAGAAUUUAUUUCAAGUUAGUUCAACUGGACAAGUUAGUCUAGCAGCGGGUUUAAACUAUGAUCAACAGCAAACACAUCAAGUUAAAGUUAUAGCUUCUGAUGGUGGUAGUCCAAGUCUCAGUUCUACAGCAACUAUUAUAGUUAAUGUUUUAAUCAGUACAAAUAUUAACCACGCUCCGGUAUGUUCUGGUGAUUAUGAUAGUUCUGUGUCUGAAGGUUCUAUAAUAGGUACUGUCAUUACAACUAUAACCUGUACAGAUAUAGAUACCGGAGUGAAUGGUCAGAUUAGCUACCUAAUAGAUGGAACCAACAGCGCCACUAUCAAGAAUUUAUUUCAAGUCACUGCAACAGGAGAAGUUAGUCUGAAGGCUAUAUUAAACUAUGAUCAACAGAAAUCCCAUCAAGUUAGAAUUAUAGCUACUGAUGGUGGUAGUCCAAGUCUCACUUCUACAGCAACUCUUACUGUAAAUAUCCAAUUUAGCAGGGACGUCAAUCACGCCCCGGUAUGUCCAGCGUCCAGGAAAACAAAUGUAACUGAUACUGCAACUGUAGGAAAGAUAUUAACUCAACUUGUGUGUACUGAUGUUGAUGAAGGAGUCAAUGGGGCAGUUAGUUACACUCUAGAUGGCGCCAACAGUGAAGAAGUGAAGAAGAAUUUCAUUGUUAGUAGAAGCACUGGUCGACUCACAUUAAACUCUGAGUUGGACGCCAACAAAAACAACUUAUUUACGAUAAGAGUUAUCGUUGUUGAUGGCGGAUCACCCAGUCUCAGUGUGACAGCUACAAUUUUUGUUAAUGUCACGGCCGCUGCGUCGACUCUAAGCACAGCUUUCAUUGGUUAUCUGUUUUCUCUCUUGAUCUGGUAUUUGGCUUUCUAAAUUGACGUCAUUCAUAAACGCAUUUGUAAUUUCUUGCAAAAUACGUAAAAAUGUUAAAUUAUUAUUAAUUUAAAUUUGUUCUUGUGGAUAUUAUAUAAAUUCUAACAUUUAUGUGUCGGCAAUGUCCAAAAUGUCCUCGAAGAACCUCUCAUAUUUGCUUCCAGUUUCAACAGUUUUAUUUAUUCAACAUCAUGCUGUAAAUUAGCAGUACAUCUAUUCGUCGUUUUAUAUACAACCAAGGUCGAGUAUCUCUUCUUGUGGGCCCUCGACCAAACCAACCGGUAUAAAGUUUGUCAUUGUUAUCGCGUAGUUUUAAUAGUUCAGAUAUAUCGGGUGACCCCGACAAAAGGUCAAAUAGUGUUAAUGUAGUAAAAGUUUUUAAAAAAAGAAUAUCAAAUCAUUUUUUGCUACAUCACACACAAAUCAGUUUGUAAAAACAAAUUUGAUGAAUAAUGCCAUCUGAAACAGUCUCCCGGUAAAGGUUAAAGAAAGACGCACUAACCACUCACAGGAAUCAAAAUGUUAAUGGUAGAUGAAAUAUUGUAUUGGUUCUUCCAUCAAAAUCAGCCGUUUCCUCCCACUCCUAAAGACCCCUACGCGCAAGCGAAUUAUUGAAAUUAAAUUGAACCAGGGCCCACACUGUCGGUCGCCAAAGUCGGGACUUGCGAUAAAAAUUUGAUUUUGGCGAUAAUUUUGGCGAGACGUAAAAUUGUUAGGUGUUGUCUUUUUUAUCACAUAUUUUUGGCAAUAAAAUAUUCCAGUUGGCGGAAAAAAAUAUGAACAUUUUUUUUAUAUAAAAAUUAUCAUCCAUUUUGGCUGAAAAAAAAUUGAAAGCCAGUGUGAGCCCUGAAUUGAACCAUAUGUUAAUCUCUCUCUUUCUCUUAUUGCAUGACUGAUAUUGGUAUUAAAUAUUUAUCUUUCACAGUUGUUUCAUAUUGAUUUAAAAUUAUUGAUAUAAAUUCUUUCAUACAUAUUCACGAUAUAUUCUCUACUUAUCAAUCUGAUUAAAACAAAGAUCCUAUUUCGUUUCGUUUUUAUUAUAGUUCAAAAUUUCGUUUUACUUGUCAUUAUUACACUAGGAUCUGGAAGAGUUGUUAUCUUAAACGUGAUUGGGAUAAUGUGAGGGAUUAGCCAAUGAAACAGUCUGUUACGGCGAGUUUUUGGCGUGAUGUGCACGGAACUGUGGGUAAUCCACUAGAAACAUUAAUGCCGAUUUGUUAAUUACAUGUCUGGUGUCAUAGGGUCAAAAGCCGCUCGUGUGUCAUCUGGCGCGACCUCCCAAAACAUCUGGUGAGAUGUUCAUGUAGUGUAGGCCAUCGAAAGUAUAAAAAAAACGAAACGAAAUAUAGAUCUGUAUUUUAAUCCGAUUGUGUUAUUACAUCAGUAAUUGUCCUACAUUUGUGAUGACUACUUAUGUUUAGAGCGGACGUCUUGUUGACCAAGAUUACUGGUUGACAGAAGAGUAAAAUAAAAUGUCCGUUCUGCUGAUAAAUAUCACUAUGGAUCAUCGAAUAUUUAUUUAUGUGUUUAUUUAUUUUGUUAUUUGAUCAAAUGUUUAUUUGUUAUAUGAUAAUGAUAUUAAAGUAUUUUAUAUUUGA
Molecule: messenger RNA, 8754 nt
Organism: Patella vulgata (common limpet)
Lineage: Eukaryota; Metazoa; Mollusca; Gastropoda; Patellidae
Product: protocadherin Fat 4
Exons: 43
Coding region: 536-7156 (2206 amino acids)
Biological process (GO): homophilic cell-cell adhesion
Cellular component (GO): membrane; cell-cell junction
Molecular function (GO): calcium ion binding
Source: RefSeq, a predicted model, not a curated record